UGAAAGUGGAAUGGGAAUAAACAUGUGUAACCCAUCCAAUAAAUAACGUGUAAUCGUAGGCCUAUAAAGGAAAGAAUAUUAAAAAUUGCUGGCAAAAAGAACAUUGGCAAUAAAUAUGAAUCAGUUUGGCUUUCCUAGAAUGUUUCAACAACUUUGGGAGUUACUUUAUACUUUACUUACCUAUCAAGCUGACCCAGGUUUCAAUGAUGAUUUGCUAGAAGUGCUCUUUGAAGAUGAUGGAUCUCAUUAUGAAACCCAGAGAAUCAGUGGCAUGGUGACCAAACUUCAUGAGAACCAGUCCUUAGCAAUAAUUAAUCAUGACAUUUACAUGGACUUGUCAAUUCCUGUCCCAGGCGGAAAGAAGCUCCGCCUAAAUGAUUUUGUUGUGGCUAUGGUGAAAAGGCGUAGUGAAGAUGAUGCGUGGAGAGUAGAAAGAGUUGAAAUACUUGAAAGAACCAAUGCAUGGCAAAGCAAAAAUGAUACAGAAGAUUUUGAAGAAUCACCUGAUAUGCCAUCCCAACAAAAUCAUGGUCAUACUGAUUCAAGCAUAGAACACUGUCGGUUCAAAACAGUUGUUGGACAGGUCACAGGAGUUUCUACCAAACUGAUUAUUAACAAUGGAGAAUUUGAACUUUCUCAAGGUAGUGCCAAUGGCAUCAACUAUGUUGUUGGAGAUUGGCUGACAAUGAAGAUCCUCUUUGAUCCUGAAGAACCAGACAAAAAAGUCAUAUGUACAGCUGCAGAACCUUUACGUAAAUGGAAAUUUGAAGGCAGAAUCAAUGUUUUUGAAGAAGAGAAAGGAAUUAUUGAUAAUGAUAUUUUCUUCAGUUUGGCAGUAUGCAUGAGCGGGUACGACCCUCAACUGAAAGAUUUCGUUCACGUUACCGCUAUCGAAAGCAACGCAGGCGGUGCAGAUUUCAUGUGGCGCGCUAUUUCAGUCAUCCCUGCUUCCAACAGGGGACGUGGAACAAAAAAUGUUAAUUUGUCUUCAACCCGAAUUAAUCUCAAAGACGCACCUGAAAUUUCUGUUGAGAAAGAAAAAAAUUUUGGUAUUGUACAAAUAGGAUCUGAAAAUGAAAUACGUAUCGAAGUCACCAAUAUGGACUUGAUGGAGCACACAUUGUUAAAUGCCAAAUUCCUCAACUUGCGAAGCAAUUUCGAGAUACCCAAUCAAAUUUUCCCCGUCAUCAUACCUAUCAAUGGAAAAAUCUUCGUUGAAAUAUUCUUCAAGGCUACCACUAUGGGAAAAGUGGAUGAUGUCGUCGAAUUUGACUUCGGGAAAUUCGUUGUUGAACGAAGUUUAAGCGCAGAAGUACGAGGAGUAGAAUCGCUUCCUGGUGAGAGUUCUGCGAUACCGUUUCUUACACGCUUUAAGCAGCGUCAGCAGAUCAGUCGUCGGCAAGUUAUGGAGGAUGAAUCCCAUCGUGACUCAAACUGGGUAAUGAAAGGUGUUCGCCCUUUCAAACCACCGCCAUUUACCACCCUAAGAUUGGCUUCGUACCCAGUUCCUCGCUCUUUGUGGCAAACUAUUCAACAGAAAUUAGAUUUAGUUGGAAGUAAUCCAUCGCUGGGUGAUAUGCUACAACCGAAAAACUAUUGCACUAAGUUUCAGACACUCCUGCAUUUGGAAGAAAUUGAAACAACAGUCCGUUUGCGAGAGUACGACAUUGAUAGAGCUUCAUUAAAACCUAUGGGUCCUUACCUGGCUUUAGAAGUCGCAGGACUAGCAGAAAAAAGGCCAUCACUUAUUGCAGGCGAUGGAGUCAUGCUAUCCAAUCCAUGGGGAGGAGGAGGUUUGAGUUACGAAGGGUUUGUUCACGCCACAUUCAAGUCGGAAGCACUACUCCAGUUCCAUCCAGAUUUUCAUCAAAAAUAUGACGGAGAGGAUUAUGCAGUACGCUUUUUGUUCAACAGAACAACAAUGCGACGCUAUCACACUGCCGUAGAAACGUCAGCAAAACAUCCUGGAUAUAAAAUUCUCUUUCCAAGCGAUCCAGAAAUUCGACCACCACAGUUCAACUUGAAUUACCUAUCGCAGAAGAAAACUUCUGUUGCGGAUCGCCUGUUCCAAAUGAAGUCGGAAGAAAACAGAAUCAAGUGGAUAAAUCAUCGUUUGAACUGUGAACAGCGUCGUGCCGUCCUCCGUAUUUUAGAGGGAGUUCAUCGCCCUAUUCCGUACAUCAUUUACGGUCCUCCUGGUACAGGCAAAACGGUGACAGUAGUCGAAGCAAUCUUACAGGUGUUCCUGUUGUGUCCACGCAGCCGAAUCCUCGUUGCAACACCUUCAAAUAGCUCGGCUGAUCUAAUUGCUCACAGACUGCAUGAGAGCGGCCGAGUGGGCGUUGGAGAGAUGGUUCGAUUGAACGCCUUUAGCCGCAAUACGGACAUGAUACCUGAUUCCAUACAAGCCUAUUGCAUGACGUGUGAAGACCUGCAGAAGGCCAUUCGUCAUCGUAUUCUAGUCACCACUUGCACAACGUCUGGGAAGAUGUACACAAUGUGUCUUCAAGUUGGCCACUUCACACACCUCUUCAUCGAUGAAGCUGGGCAGGCCACGGAACCGGAAAGUUUAGUCUCCGUCGGCCUAAUUCGCUGCGAUUCUAAUCCGGGCCAGAUUGUCCUAGCGGGAGACCCUAAACAAUUAGGACCAGUAUUAUUGAGUCAAUAUGCCUCUACCUACGGAUUAAGCAUUUCUUUGCUAGAAAGAUUGUCGAAUAAUCCGCUUUAUUCGCGUAACAAAGCCUACGCAGACAGUGGCUAUUAUAAUCCCAAUCUACUUACCAAAUUAGUCCGUAAUUAUCGAUCUCAUCCAUCGCUCUUGACUUUGCCUUCUUUUAUGUUCUACGAAGAUGAGCUUGUGUCUUGUGCGUCUGUCGAAACUGCGGAGAAAAUGGCCAAUUUUAGCUGGUUGCCGAAACCUGGAAUUCCUUUACUUUUCCAUGGCAUCCGCGGUGAAAAUUAUCAAGAGGCUGACAGUCCUUCGUGGUGUAAUCCGGCUGAAGUCUAUCACGUUAUUCGAUACUUGCAGCUUCUUCUAAAUGCCAAAGUGAACCCAGAUAACGUUGGAGUUAUCACCCCCUAUCGGAAACAGGUGGAAAAAAUCCGUGAGUUCAUCAAGUCCAACGAUUUGUUUCCUUUCAAAGUGGGCUCAGUUGAAGAGUUUCAAGGCCAGGAACGGGACGUCAUUAUUGUUAGCACAUCCCAAACGAUUCAACGUCACUGUCACUCGUGCUAA
Messenger RNA from Daphnia carinata, 3235 nucleotides. RefSeq names its product RNA helicase Mov10l1-like. Gene Ontology annotation, molecular function: helicase activity. The coding region runs from base 116 to 3235 and encodes 1039 amino acids. NCBI's taxonomy places the organism in Eukaryota, Metazoa, Arthropoda, Branchiopoda, Diplostraca, Daphniidae. The record is from RefSeq and is a predicted model, not a curated record. The transcript has 5 exons.